This is a messenger RNA of Arthroderma uncinatum, 1197 nucleotides long. RefSeq lists its product as uncharacterized. The coding region runs from base 1 to 1197 and encodes 398 amino acids. Lineage: Eukaryota; Fungi; Ascomycota; Eurotiomycetes; Onygenales; Arthrodermataceae. The record is from RefSeq and is a predicted model, not a curated record. The transcript has a single exon.
AUGGCUGCCACUUUUGCUACGGCUGGCCUGCUUCUUUUCAAUGCUGUUUCAGCCUCGGCCAUCUAUUCCUCCAAACAUACCAACGGAUACUGCAAACAGUUGGAUAUCCCGGUGUUCGCUACCUCAGAGAGCGCCAUCUAUGACGUACCCAGGGUAGACAGUAACAUCGAUGCGAUAGCCUGGGCAAUCUACGCAGAUACCUGGAGCACUCCAGCCGGCGCAGCGAGAAUAAUCAAGAACACCACGACUUCCGAUACUUUCAACAUCCACGCCCAACUGUGUGUUCCCAAGACUGCUGGGAAGAAAAAUGAUAUUCUGCAUAUCGCCACUCACGGAGUGCACUACGACUCAAGAUAUUGGGACCCUGAGCUCGAUCGAGAGAAACAGUCUUAUGUCGAGGCAACGCUCAGAGCAGGAUACUCCAUCCUUACCUAUGACCGUCUGGGAGUUGGUAAAUCUGACAAGCCUGACGCGUACGAUGUUGUUCAGGCACCUCUUGAACUUGAGAUACUUCGACACUUGACCCUGAUGGCCCGCAACGGCACCCUGUAUAGCUUCGCAGAGAAGGCAAAACCCGCUAAUGCUGCAUUUAACAAGGUUGCAAAACCUGCAAGCAAAGUUAUACAUGUCGGCCACAGCUUCGGGUCCUUCCUCACCUCCGCAUUCAUCGCCAAGCACAGCUCUCUAUCCGACGGAGCAAUCGUCACCGGCUAUCUAACGAGCAAAUACCUCGGGAAGGCUGGAAUGGCAUCGUUCAACGCCCAAUUCGCUCCCACGAGCUCUACUCCCUUUGAUAGACCAAGUGGAUACGUUGUAUGCCAGAAGAGCGGUAUUCAGACCAUCUUCUUUGCUGGCAACCCGAAGACUGCGUUUACUAAAGAAAUGCUUGACUAUGGUGAUGCCAUCAAACAGCCAGUUCCAAUCGGGGAAUUCUCCUCUGCUUAUCGCAUCAUUGGGCUCCCUGGACCUGACUUCAAGGGCCCGAUACAAUACAUGCUGCCUGAGUUCGACUUUUACAUCUGUGCCGGUGACUGCAAGGGAAUUUACGACUUGGAGGAGUUGAAGAAGACUUACCCUAAAGCCGCUGAUAUCGAAGUUGCUAUCCAGCCCAAUACAGGCCAUGCUUUCACUCUCCACAACAAUGCUACUGCUGGCUACCAAGUCACGUAUGAUUUCUUGGCUAAAAAUGGGCUGUAA